AUGCAGUUCAUAUCGCGACUGGUGUUGCUUGCUUUAGGGUUCCUCCCACUGAGUUUUGGCCAACUCAAUUCUAUAGGCCUCCUGGCCUCUAGCUCAAUGCACCAAAGCUUAUCAUUGUCUACUUCCUCUGUAUUAACCAUUAGCUCGACGUCAAGUCUCCCUACUUCAACCUCAUUAACAUCAGGUUCCACCCCGUCAAUCACACCGACCCCAAUUCCCAGUAUAACUGAGGCUGGGGAUGAGUUGAUCCUUAACACUAUUUUUACACAGCCUUCAGGAUGCGAUACUGGGAUCACGGCGGUGCCUUCAUGGACAAGCCAGCUGUGGCAGAAUAUCAUCAACCCAGUGCCAACCUUGACCCUCACAUCUUGCUAUCCAAGUCAAUUCUACUAUAGUGCUGUGGCUACUGGUCCCUUACCACCAUUCACCCAGCUGGUCUGUCCUAAAAAUUGGGAGACGUACAAUGUCACUGAAUCCUACAUCAUUUGUUGCCCAAGAGGCUAUUCGCUUUAUGCCCCAAACUACCACAAUACGGAUCGUCCGGGUCUGGACGCGGUGUGCACUUCUAGUAUCUGGCCAGAUGUUUUGAUGGAUAUUACAAGUUACGAUGCCACGGCUUUAGCAACAGUCAUCGAUACAACGGCGGAUAUCAAUGGAACCUUGGUGUUUGCGACAGCAUAUGAUGGAACUCUAGCGGGUUUCGUUGCUUCUGUGGCUUCUACAGCCCUCAGUAUAGCCUCAAAAACAGUCGACUCCUCAGCUCCAGUGACGACUACAGCCUUCAGAACAGUCGCCUCCUCAACUUCGACGACUACCAGUUCCUCUGCUGCAUCAUUACAAUUGCUCUAUUCACAACCACUACGGCUACUGCAACUGUUACUACUACUGGUCAUUGUCUGA
Messenger RNA from Talaromyces marneffei, 900 nucleotides. RefSeq lists its product as uncharacterized. The transcript has 2 exons. NCBI's taxonomy places the organism in Eukaryota, Fungi, Ascomycota, Eurotiomycetes, Eurotiales, Trichocomaceae. The record is from RefSeq and is a predicted model, not a curated record. The coding region runs from base 1 to 900 and encodes 299 amino acids.